This is a messenger RNA of Schizophyllum commune H4-8, 902 nucleotides long. RefSeq lists its product as uncharacterized. Bases 349 to 831 code for a protein of 160 amino acids. Lineage: Eukaryota; Fungi; Basidiomycota; Agaricomycetes; Agaricales; Schizophyllaceae. The transcript has a single exon. The record is from RefSeq and is a predicted model, not a curated record.
GCAAGGGCAAUGCAGCUGCGGGUAUCCUGGAGGAAUUCUGUCAGUCAGGAAGUACGCUGGGUGGUCAAGAUCACGUACAUCGCAGGCGGCUGACGAGCCACCUCGAUAUGCUCAGUCGACGACUGAUUCUUCUCGAGAUCGUGAACCAUAGACAUAUUUGAAGGCGUAAAAUGAAGGCGAGAAGUGCGUCGGGUGUCUUUGGAAAGUAGUCGGAGGCCGUCCUAUGAGGGUCGGCCACUGGGGGUCGGCAAGUUGUUCGACGGUCUCCUGGCUGACACGACUUGCCCAUCCAAUCGGUAGCCCUUAUAUAACUCACCGCCUCCCCUGCCCAGCAUUCUCGCAAAUCGAAUGAUCGCAUCCCGCAAGGAAGCGCGCAUUCCCCGCGCGGCUUACCCCCUGUGCAUUAGCCUCCACCAACCGUCAAAGCGCAGCCCUGCCCCCCUCAGACAGACCCUCAGAUCCCAACCUCGCACAACAGAGGAUAAUACAGAGCGGGCCUCCGCACUCCCUCGAUCUGCACCCCGCACUCCCUGGAUCUGGCCCCCGCGCUUCUUGUAUAUGCGCCCCGCGAUUCGUGGAUCUCGCGCGCACGCCUGCGCAAAUCUGCCUCCGGGUGCGCCACCCCCGCACGGAUUGCUUCCUUGCCAUCUCGAUGCGCCCACGCCUAUAGAGCCGCCGGGCGCGCCAAUAGAGUCGCCGGACGGGCGACGCGCAAUACCCUGCAAUACCCGACACCCCAUGACCGCGCGCAGGCAUCAAACCUACACGUCCGCGGCGCGCUGGCCAAGCAAGGGCGCUCCGUCGCGCGUCCGACGGCGAGGUGAGACCUAGCGCGAGUAAUACACGUGAGGUGGCCGGCGCCCGGGUGCGCUGCUCAAGUGACCGUCAGUGGACGAAUGGAC